CAACUAGGCCGUUGAAACGAGGGUGGUGAAAGAAUGCCUGUUCAAUGCUUUGCGUCGUCCUUCUCCGCUUCUGCUAUGAAGUUCUUGAUGCUAUCCAUCCUAAAAUGUACGGUACUCACAACUGCUCUUCCUCACUGCAUCCGACAGGGUACUAGACGUCAACAGGCUGGUUUCUCCAGCAGAAAAGUGAAUCAGGCGCACCUUGAACCGGCUUUAAUGGGAACCGCCUCCUUAACCCGCUCAACAAGGGGUUUGCCAGGAGAGGGUGCCUCCUUCUUCGAUCCGCCCAAGGAAGCUCGGAAUGCGAGCGCACAGAGAUCGGGGUUGACACCAUCCGCCAUGCCACUGUCACACCCCCGCCGAUUCAAGUCAAAACUCUCCACCGUCCAUCGAGGAACAGCUUUUGAGGAGCGUUCUCGGCGACUGCUCGAAGAGACCAUGUCCAUGACCCUCACUCGCGUCGGCGGACGCGCCGAUGGCGGCAUCGACCUUCAAGGGUGGUGGUGGCUCCCCCUCAAAUCGAAAGAACAGCGCGACCGCCUGCGCGUCAUUGGACAAUGUAAGGCCGUCACCAAGAAAAUCUCCCCCAAUUUCGUUCGCGAGAUGGAGGGCGUGCUUGCGCGAUUUCUCCGCGUCCCUGCGACUGAGGAGCAGGCCGUCGCCAUGCUCGUAUCGGAGGCGCCAUUCUCGCAAAAUUCCAUCAUUCGCACAAUGGAGUCGCAUGUCCCUUUUCUUCUGUUACACCUGCCGCCGCUUCCCGAAGAACAUACGCUUACCUCAGAGACUGGUGUCACGUCGAAUACCACAUCACCCUAUGGCACCAUCGGUCAAGCUAUCUGGAACCCCGCCCUUGGCUCUCGCAGUGGUCUUCUGGGUGGCCGAGCGGAAAUACGCUGGGUACGCUCAGAGAAGAACGAUGAGCCUGCGCGCCCUGGUCUCUGGUGGGAGGGAAGCAGACUUGCGAACUGGGUACCAGGCGGUGACGACCAUAGAGUUGACUCCAGUUAACG
Messenger RNA from Coniophora puteana RWD-64-598 SS2, 1010 nucleotides. RefSeq lists its product as uncharacterized. Gene Ontology annotation, molecular function: nucleic acid binding. NCBI's taxonomy places the organism in Eukaryota, Fungi, Basidiomycota, Agaricomycetes, Boletales, Coniophoraceae. The record is from RefSeq and is a predicted model, not a curated record. Gene Ontology annotation, cellular component: mitochondrion. The coding region runs from base 34 to 1008 and encodes 324 amino acids. The transcript is spliced from 4 exons.